AUGGCAUCCGCUUUGAAAUUUCCCGACCCGUUUAAUUUUACGUCGUCGAACUUAUCGCUGGAGUGGUCCCAAUGGAGGCGACAGUUCGAGUGGUUUAUCAUGGCCACACGCAAAGCCGAGAAAGAUGAAGAAGUAAUUGUAGGUGUGUUGCUGUCGCUACUCGGUCGUGAAGGAUUGAAAAUUUACGAAACUUUUACGUUCGCAGACCCUCUCGACGCCAAGAAGAUUGCUGAGGUACUCGACUCAUUCACCGACUAUUUUGAGCCUCUGAAGAGUGAGGUGUUCGACCGUUUCUGCUUCCACAAGCGUGUACAAAAACCAGGCGAGUCGUUCGACGCGUGGCUCGUGGAUUUGCGGAGUAUGGUUAAAACGUGUAACUAUGGGACUGAGGCCGUAGUCAAAUCGGUGUUGCGUGAUCAAAUUGUGUUGGGAGUCGUGAACGAUAACGUUCGCGAAAAACUACUGUUCGAGAGUGGUCUAUCGUUGCAAAGUGCGUGUGCUAUAGUCCGGGCGUGUGAGGCGUCGUCUAUGCAACUCGGACAAAUUUCUACACGUGCUGAGGCCCAGGUUCAUGGUCUGAGGGACAAAGCGGCGAAAGAACACGCGCCAGCCCAAUCAAGUAAGCCUCGACACGGAGGUGAUGAGGUGAACAGUUGCGUCAAUUGUGGCAGACGACACAGAAAAAAUCAAUGCCCCGCGGCCGGCAUCACGUGUUUUGCGUGCGGAAAGUUGGGUCAUUACUCCAGGCGAUGCUCGGCGUCCAACGGACAACAACGACGAGGUUGGGUAAACGACCGUCAGAUGGCGCCACCAACGGGACAAAAUACGGCCACGCCACAACACCGACCAGCACAGCGCGGCACGUUUAUGCAGCAUCAGCUACAUUCCCUGGAGGGCGCAGGGGCGGUUUGCCAAGAAGAAGCACGAUUCAUGGACGAAGAAUAUGUUAUGCAUGAACUGAGGUCCUCUAGCGGUGGAGAGGAGUGGCACGAGGAGUUGUCGGUGGAUGGCAGCGUUCCCAUACGCUUUAAGUUGGAAUCCGGUGCCACCUGCAACGUCCUUCCAUUGGAAUCGUACAAGCGUGUACACAAGUCUAGUACAGUGCGGACCCCUGGACCACGAAUACGUAAUUAUGGCGCGAGAGGAGGUUAUCUUAAUGUUCUGGGUGUGCUAACGAGUGCAAUCGUCCGUCGUGGAGUGGCAUACACCGUAAAGUUCGUAGUCGUCGACGAACCCGGACAACCGCCGAUCUUGGGCCUACCGACGUGCCAGCACAUGCAGCUCAUCCAGAGAGUUCACUCCAUAACGCAAGACCAGCUGAAAGACGUACCGCCGAUUGUGUCAGAGUUCAAAGACAUUUUCACUGGGAUCGGCAAACUCCCCGUUGAACACGACAUUCGCUUGACGACUGGUGCGAAUUACGUCGACCCGGUAGUGUGUGCCGCCAGCCGGUUGCCAUUCCGGUUGGAGGAGAAAGUGUUUAAAAAACUAGACCAAAUGGUGAAAGACGACAUAAUAGUUCCGGUAGUAGAGCCAACGGAGUGGGUGAGCAGGAUGCUGGUAGUGGGCAAACCGGAUGGAGACGUUAGGAUCUGCCUAGACCCGUCGGAGCUCAACAAAGCAAUUCUACGUCAACAUUUUUCCGUCCCGACAAUCGAACAGCUGUUCGGAAAAAUUGGAAAGGCAAAAUACUUUUGCAGCCUGGAUGCCGCCUCUGGUUUUUACCAAAUUCCGCUCUCGGAUCGUGCGUCAUAUUUAUGCACCAUGGCCACUCCCAAAGGUCGCUACAGGUAUCUUCGUCUAUCCUUUGGAAUUAAGUCGGCCCUGGAAGUAUACCUACAAGUGAUGUCCGACCUGUUCGGCGACCUCCAGGGGGUGAUCGUCUAUUUCGACGACUUCCUAGUGACUGGAAAAACGAUUGAAGAGUUGGACGCGAUCUUACGGCAGGUAUUUGUGAGAUGCCGGGAAAACAAUCUUAAAUUGCAGCUUAAAAAGUGUCGAUUCUUCCUUAACCAGUUGCCGUGGUUGGGACACAUAAUCGGACAGGGCACGCUCAGCCCAGACCCGGAAAAAGUGGAGGCAAUUGUCAAUAUGCCUGAUCCUACCGACAAAACCAGUCUAACUCGCCUGUUGGGAAUGGUGACUUACCUUGACAAAUUCUGUAAAAAUCUUGCAGCACUAACACGGCCUCUUCGCGACAUGUUAAAGAAGGAUGUGGCCUGGUUCUGGGACAGUCAACAACGGAAAGCCCUGUCGGAGCUCAGAAACGCAAUGUCGUCCCUGCCAACUCUUCGCCUGUUUGACGUCAACCGCCCCGUCGUCGUCUCCGUUGACGCGUCGCCAAUAGGGAUAGGAGCAGUUUUAAUGCAAGAAGGACAGCCGGUGGCGUUCUCGUCCACGACGCUAACGGUCACCCAGAAGAGAUAUUGCCAAAUCGAAAAGGAAUUGUUGGCCGUCCAGUUCGGCCUUACCCGUUUUCGACAGUACGUGUACGGUCAGUGUUUGACUGUAGAGUCCGAUCACAAGCCACUAGUCGGCUUAUUAGACAAGCCCAUAGCGUCGUGUUCUCCCAGAAUUCAACGAAUGAGGUUGCAGCUGCAACGAUUUGAUUUUCAGUUGGUGUACAAACCGGGUAAAGAACUUUUUAUUGCCGACACCCUCAGCCGAGCACCGUCCCUACGUGUGUAUAGUGACGACGUCACCACCGAGUGCGAGGAACAAGUACACCAUGUCAUCAACAGUGUAGCGCCAAUGGAAUCAACCCAUCAGAGAUACGCGAGAGCCACUUCAGAAGACCCUAUACUCCAACUGUUGCAAUCAGUCAUGCUGGCGGGUUGGCCAGAACAUAGAAGCCAGUGUCCUGCAGCGAUCAAGCCGUUUUGGCCGGUUCGAAGUGACUUGGCGGUAGUCGACGGCGUUGUUCUGUUGGGGUCCAGACUGGUGGUACCAGUAGCCCUAAGACGCGAAGCGAUGGAUGGCGUCCACGAUGGCCACUUCGGAGAGACAAAAAGUGUGCUGCGGGCCAAGUCUUCUGUCUAUUGGCCGGGUUGGGAGGACCACAUCCGAAAUGUGGUAGCCAGUUGUCCCGUUUGUCAGGAAAACAGACCGAAAAAUCCCAGACUGCCCCUGUUUCCGGUCUGGAUUCCGGAAUACGCGUUUCAGUUGGUCUCGGCGGACCUUUUUGAGUUCAAUAACGUGAACUAA
Daphnia magna is the source of this 3204-nucleotide messenger RNA. RefSeq lists its product as uncharacterized. Gene Ontology annotation, molecular function: nucleic acid binding; zinc ion binding. Bases 1 to 3204 code for a protein of 1067 amino acids. The transcript has a single exon. Lineage: Eukaryota; Metazoa; Arthropoda; Branchiopoda; Diplostraca; Daphniidae. The record is from RefSeq and is a predicted model, not a curated record.